CCCUACCAUCGUCACGGGCUCUGCCUUUCUAUUAUCAUCUCGCCUCCCCAGAGCUCCAAGUUUGCGCCCCGACUCCUCGGAAUCACAAAGUCGACCGCAAACCGAACCCCUCCCCCCACGGAUCAGAGAGCGGAUUCAUUCUCCAGAACUGCAAAACGCGGGGCUCGGUGUAUCUAUCCUUCUGCAUCCCCUUUGUACAUUUCCACUUGGCGAGGUUGCAUGACCUGAACUGCCGGCCGUUGCAGCUCCUCCUCCACCACCUUUCGGUCCCGGCUUCUGUUCCAGCUCGACCAUCCGCUCGUUUGUUCGACUUGAUUCAGCCCUUGCCAUCGAGGUCCAGAGUCUUUUCGCGACGUCAUUCGCAAUACUCCCGUUUUGAACCUCGAGUCCGAUACGUAACUUCGGAUUCGCACUACGUUCAAUCACAUCGCUACCCCUUUGAAGCCCCCCAACAAAUCUACUACCCACCACAAAAUGGGCGUCGAAGAGAAGAGCCGGGCGUCGGGCGACUCCCCCAGAGAUGCUGUCCUUCCCACCGUUAAUCCAGAGGCCCAAAAGGCCCAGCCUCCCAAGAGUGCCAUCCACCCUGCGUUCUAUGUGAGCAUCUGGAUCGCAAUGAGCUCGUCCGUUAUUUUGUUCAACAAAUGGAUUCUAUCCGCCAAAGGAUUCGACUUCCCGGUCGUUUUGACCACUUACCACUUGGCCUUCUCUACCAUCAUGACCCAGAUCCUUGCUCGAUACACCACACUGCUCGAUGGCAGGAAGACAGUUAAGAUGACGGGCAAGGUUUAUCUGCGCGCCAUUGUCCCGAUCGGUUUCUUCUUCAGCUUGAGCUUGAUCUGCGGCAACCUCACCUACCUCUACCUCAGUGUUUCCUUUAUCCAGAUGCUCAAGGCCACGACUCCUGUCGCUGUUCUCCUUUCCGGCUGGGCCCUUGGUGUGUCGCAGAUCAACAUGAGGGUUUUCCUCAACGUUUCUGUCAUCGUUGUCGGUGUCGUUAUCGCUUCGUACGGCGAGCUCGAGUUCGUCUGGUUGGGCGUCAUCCUCCAGAUCGCCGGUGUCGCCUUCGAGGCUCUUCGUCUUACCAUGGUUCAGCGUCUCCUGAGCUCCGCCGAGUUCAAGAUGGAUCCUUUGGUUUCGCUCUACUACUUCGCUCCCAUCUGCGCCCUCAUGAACGGCGUCGUUGCUCUUUUCUGGGAAGUACCCAGACUUACCAUGGCUGACGUUGACCGUGUUGGCCUCUUCUACUUCUUUUUGAACGGCCUCUGCGCUUUCGGCCUCAACGUCUCCGUUGUGUUCUUGAUUGGCAAGACUUCGUCGCUCGUUCUUACCCUCUGUGGUGUCCUCAAGGACGUCUUGCUCGUCGUUGCUUCUAUGGUCAUCUACGGCAGCCAAGUUACUCUGACCCAGUUCUUCGGUUACAGCAUUGCUCUCGGCGGUAUGGUUUACUACAAGCUUGGCGCUGAGACCAUCAAGAGCUACGCCGGCGAGGCUGGCCGCCAAUGGGCUGACUUUGGCAACCGCCGCCCCGUGCUCCGUCGCAUUUCCAUCAUCCUCCUCUCCGUCUUCGUUGUCUUCUCUCUGCUCGGCGGUUUCGCUCCCAACUAUGCUGCUGGAAUUGACCCUACUGAGUACCUCAACGAGGCCAAGUCUAAGAUCGGGAUGUCCGCCUAAGCUCGGAGCAAGGAGUUAAUGUGCGGGAACGGCGCAUGAGUUGGACGCGAGAGAACCGAACUCUGCAAAAGGGGAUGUUGUCAUUUGGUGUCUACUACUAAAAAAUAUCGACCUUGUAAUCCUCUUCAGCAAGUUUCCCACACUUUCAAGUAUUCAGCACGACAUACCCUCAGGGAUAUAGAUGGGUUUCUCGCCGCUUUGCCAGUAGGGAAGCAUGAAAGGGGCAGGUAAUAUUCGUCUUCUUUGAAUCUCACAGUUACAAAAGACCUCUCCCUGUUGCGUUUUUUUUUAUUUCAUCUCUUCGCCGAUCAAGUCGAACCAGGUUAUACGUCAUCUUCUCUAGCCAGGUCAUAAGAGUUGGUUACUUCGCUUUUCAUUUUGCUUUUAGCUAUGUUUUCACACCAACUUUCGGGAGAGGAGUAAGGGUCGCAAUGAGAGUCAUGUCAAAGGCAGAGAGAGAAAGUGGGCAAAUGGGCGACAGGUGAUAGAUAUACCGGAAAAUUCUGGGAUUACGGGAACGGGAUGAGCGAGGGUAGCGGCGCCGGUUGCAGGCAGGUAUAUGGUUGAUAUGAUAGGACAGGAUAGAAAUGGUUGGCAGGAAUACAUGGUUGAUGAACCAGAAUCAAUGAGGACUUGUGGGUGUGAAGCGUACUCAAGUGAAUGCUCAUGGAGCUCGGGAUAU
This is a messenger RNA of Neurospora crassa OR74A, 2356 nucleotides long. RefSeq names its product DUF250 domain membrane protein. The record is from RefSeq and is a predicted model, not a curated record. Gene Ontology annotation, cellular component: trans-Golgi network; Golgi apparatus; endosome. The transcript has 5 exons. Gene Ontology annotation, molecular function: antiporter activity. Bases 475 to 1674 code for a protein of 399 amino acids. NCBI's taxonomy places the organism in Eukaryota, Fungi, Ascomycota, Sordariomycetes, Sordariales, Sordariaceae.